UCAUUUAAUAUCUCGUAUUCGUAAAACCCCAAACUGAUCAGAAAACCUUCCUAGGGUUCUAGUAUCGCUGCGAAAGGGAAGAAGAAGAAGAAGGUUGCUUCAAGAUGGCUUUCCUAAGUAAGGUUGGAAAUAUUCUAAGGCAGGGUGCAAACAAGAGGGUUGGAUCGGAUUUUCAGGCUUCUAGUUUGUCUAUCUGCCAAGCCGUACGAUGGAUGUCUUCCAUGCAAAGUUCUAAACUUUUCAUCGGAGGUAUUUCGUAUGGCACUGAUGAUCAAAGUCUGAGGGAAGCCUUUACUAAAUAUGGGGAAGUAAUUGAAGCUAGGGUCAUCGUGGACCGCGAAACUGGAAGAUCCAGAGGAUUUGGAUUUGUGACUUACACCUCUAGUGAGGAGGCCUCUAGUGCCAUUCAGGCGUUGGAUGGACAGGAUCUUCAUGGCCGUCGUGUAAGGGUGAAUUAUGCUAAUGAUAGAAGUCGAGGUAUUGGAGGUGGCGGCUAUGGCGGUGGCGGUUAUGGGGGUGGUUCUGGUGGCUACGGUGGUGGUGGCUAUGGAGGUGGUUCUGGUGGAUAUGGAGGUGGUGGCUAUGGUGGUGGCGGCGGUUCUGGUGGUUAUGGUGUUGGUGGUGCUGGUGGAGGCUACGGUGGGAGUGGAGGAGGCUAUGGCGACGGUAGUGGUGGAUAUGGUUAUAAUGCCACCGGCAAUUUGGCCAGUGACAGCCAGGGAAGUGUUGGCGUAGGGGGUGGCUUUGGUGGGAAUGAUGCUGGCUAUAAUAAUGCCGCUAGCAAUUCUGAUGGGGGAAACACAUACGCAAGUGGGGCUACCGCUGGUUUUGGUACCGGCAGUGGAAAUUACAACGUUGCUGGUGGCGAUGGCGGUGGCAACGACUACUUUGCCAGCAGUGGAUACUCUGGUGGGGAUCAAUUUAGCAGCAACGAAACAAACACCGCAAAUGCUGCAUCAGGAGAUCAAGACCCAGGCGAACAACUUGAUGGAAAUUACAGGGAUGACGAUGACGAUGCAAAUGACUUCGCCAAAAGAGCCUGAUAGAUCAUAUUCAUAGUAGCUUCAUCCUGCAUUUUUGGUUAUUGCCAUGUAGAUUUUCCUUCCAUGCACCUGAACUGAACAUUGUCUACUUUGUUUGUAUGUUGGACUUGCCUCAGUGAUCUGUGAAUUUUCCUAUGCACUUUCAAUUUAGUUUCUCUUACAAAUAAGUUUUGUCGAA
Momordica charantia (bitter melon) is the source of this 1221-nucleotide messenger RNA. RefSeq lists its product as uncharacterized. The record is from RefSeq and is a predicted model, not a curated record. Gene Ontology annotation, molecular function: RNA binding. Lineage: Eukaryota; Viridiplantae; Streptophyta; Magnoliopsida; Cucurbitales; Cucurbitaceae.